UUUAAAAAUUUUACUUAAAAGGUUUUCCAUUUAUUCUCGAGUCUGUUUUAUUUCUUGAUUGCAAAAAAAAGAAGUUUUUCUUAUCACUUAAAAGUGACCAAAUGGACGAUGAAAAUUUAUCGGAUGAAAAUUCAACCGAAGAUACGACGACGACGACAACCACAACAACAUCAUCUAUACCAAAACCAAUAAAAAUGACUGUAAACAGUACAAAUACAAUUCGUUGGUAUUCACAAAAUGAACAAUAUUUAUUAACCAUUAAUAAUGAAGUGAAAACUUGCCUAGACUGCAUUUAUCAUGGAUUUGAAAUAGCAAAGGAACAAGAUUGUAUAGGAAGAAAAAGUGGUUAUUCAAGUGAUUAUGAAUGGUUUAGCUACAAUCAGACAAUAUUUAAAAUGCAUUCAUUUGGUUCUGGUUUAGUAAAAAUUGGUUGUGAACCAAAUAAUCAUACAAUGAUUGUAUUAUAUGGUCGUAAUAAUUUUAAAUCAUUAAUUGCUGAAUUUGGUUGUUAUCAUUAUUCAAUGGUAUCCGUACCAAUUUAUGAUACAUUUAAAGGUAGUAUUGUAUUGGAAAUUCUACAUCAAAUUGAACCAGGCGUCAUUGUAACCGAUUCAAAUGAACGUGCAAAAAAAUUAAUGCAUAUUUGUCGUCAAUAUUUACAUACAAUCAUAAUUACAUCGGAAAAUAUUCACCCGGAAACAAUGACAUAUGGUAAAAAAAUGAAUAUAAAACUUUAUCCAUUUACUGAAAUUGAAAGAUUAGGUUCAUUGAAUCCAUCACCGGUCAAUCUACCAAAAGCAACAGAUUUAGCAUUAAUAAGCUAUACAAGUGGAACAACUGGCCAGCCAAAAGGUGUAUUACUUACACAUGGUAAUUUGGUUGCAAAUUGUUCAGCAAUUUUGUAUCAAAUUAAUGAAAAUAUUGAUUUAAAAUUUGAAACAAUGGUAUCCUAUUCAUCGAUUGCACAUUUACGUGAACGUAUUAUAAAAUUAUGUAUGUUUUAUUCCGGUGGUCGUGUUGGAAUCUAUUUUGGUGAUUUUAAAGAUUUAUCACGUGAUCUACCAAUAUUGGAACCAACAAUUAUGGUUUGUGUACCAAGAAUCCUGAAUCGUAUUUAUCAUCGUGUUAUUGGAAAAUUAAAAGGAAAUUGGAUGAAAUCAAAAGUAUUGAAUGUUGCUUUAAAAUCAAAAAAUUCUGAUACAAUUUUCAAGUAAGUUUUCAGAUUUUCUCGAUUGAAUCAAUUUGACUUUAUCAAAUUCAAUCAAAUUAGCGAAAAUAUUAAAAAUUCUAUAUGGGAUAAAUUGGUAUUCAAAACCGUUCAACAAAUGUUAGGCGGUAAUCUUAAACUGUUGAUUAGUGGUUCAAAUCAAAUAUCCGAUACAGUAUUGAAUUUUAUGCGUAAUUCAUUACGUUGUACCGUAUUGCAAUCAUAUGAAAUAACUGAAUGUUCAUCAUUUGUUACAUUAACUAAAUAUAAUGAUCAAUCACAAAGACAUUUAGGUAAUCCAAUUGCAUGUUGUUCAAUCAAAUUGAUCGAUGUACCUGAGUUAAAUAUUUGGACUAAAAAUGCACAAAUGGGUGAAAUUUGUGUAAAAGGUACAAAUGUUUUCUCCGGUUAUUACAAAGAUUAUCAAACAUAUAUUGAAAAUAUGGAUGAAGAUGGUUGGUUUCAUACUGGUGAUGUUGGCCAAUUUACAAUGAAUGGCCUAAAAUUUAUGGAUCGACGACAAUGUUUACGUGUAAUUAAAUAUAACAAUUUAAUACGUUGGAUUGCACCGAUUAAAAUUGAAAAUAUCUAUAUACAAAGUAUUUAUGUUGGACAAUGUUAUGUUGAUAUUGAUAUUGAACAGGGUUAUUUAAUAGCUGUAAUCGUACCGGAUAUUGAUGGUAUAAAUCUUUGGUGUAGUGAAAAUAAUAUGCUUUUAAGUUCAGCUGAAGCAUGUAAAAAUGUGGCAUUCCGUAAUACAUUAAUAAAUGAUAUAAAAAAUAUUGGUAAUCGUGAACGUUUAAAACAAUAUGAACAAAUACAUGAUAUUGUUUUACAUUCAGUACCAUUUACACAGGAUGCUGGCUUGUUAACACCAACAAUGAAAUUAAAACGUUAUGAAUUAUAUCAUUAUUUUCGUGAUGAAAUUGAUCAAACAAUACAAUUAUUAAAAAAUAAUGGUAGCCAUUCACAGGAUUAA
Messenger RNA from Dermatophagoides pteronyssinus (European house dust mite), 2186 nucleotides. Its product is annotated as long-chain-fatty-acid--CoA ligase 1-like. Lineage: Eukaryota; Metazoa; Arthropoda; Arachnida; Sarcoptiformes; Pyroglyphidae. Gene Ontology annotation, cellular component: endoplasmic reticulum; membrane. Gene Ontology annotation, molecular function: long-chain fatty acid-CoA ligase activity. The record is from RefSeq and is a predicted model, not a curated record.